CAUUCUGUUUCACCGGUUUUUAUCCUAUCAUCAACAGCAGCAGCAUCACCUUAUUCCCAAUUAGACAUGUCACUGAAAUGAAAUUAAGUGUCCAAUUAGUUUAUAAGAAAAUGGACUUAAUCACAACGCCUUAUGGGUUGCUGAAUGUAUCCAUUGGGAUUUUGGGGUGAGGGGGUGGUCAUCUCUAUUCUUUGUGUGUGAGUGUGUGCACUUUUUUCUGCAGCAUUUAUGUAAACUUUCAUGGUUGUAAGAUAACCUUACCUCAGAGGAUCUGACCCUGAGUGGAUAUUAUGGAGCCCAAUAGAACGUGCAAGGACCGAUAACAGAAUAGCCCCUGAAGUUUACUUUUAGAUUUUGUGAUUGAAGCAUAUGUUAGCAUUUAGCAGUAGGGCUGAACAAACGGAACUGGCUGAAACAGAAGUGGUGAAAACCAAACUGCUCAAAAGCAAUUUUAGCUUGUGCGGAUGAGUGCUGAUUUACCCGUAGAAGGGACUAGUGGUACACAAGUCACUUUAUGUUGCACUCGCUCAACGGAAAGUCGAGAGAAAAGCAAGAAUGCUGGCCCAGUUUUCACAGUUGCAGUUGCUCCAGCACUUGCUCCUUGUGUGGCAAUGUAUCCUCCGGGUGCCCCAGGUAUUGGCCAGCAAAUGUUUUAUGGCCAAGCUCAACCUGUUAUGAUUCCUCGCUAGGUAUUACUGUUUUUAUAUCAAUUAAUUGAUCAAGAUUUUGCCUGUUAUCGUAGUCAAUCUCUCAAAUGAUAAAAAUAUUUUCAGAGUAGAGUUUGAACUAUCAAACCUGUUAGAGUAAUUUUACUCUAUGCUUAGCGUUCAUAAAUCUUUAUUACCAUU
Messenger RNA from Cuscuta campestris, 848 nucleotides. The record is from the annotation of a GenBank genome assembly. Lineage: Eukaryota; Viridiplantae; Streptophyta; Magnoliopsida; Solanales; Convolvulaceae.